Cannabis sativa is the source of this 2783-nucleotide messenger RNA. RefSeq lists its product as uncharacterized. Bases 1 to 2526 code for a protein of 841 amino acids. The record is from RefSeq and is a predicted model, not a curated record. The transcript has a single exon. Lineage: Eukaryota; Viridiplantae; Streptophyta; Magnoliopsida; Rosales; Cannabaceae.
AUGUUCAAGCAUUCACCUCGCCGGAAUGGGAGAUCUCGAGGUGUCAAAGUGAAGCAUGCUGUUCAACUCCUUCUCUUGCUGGGUGUGUGCGUUUGGCUAGCCUAUCAAUUGAAGCAGUCCAAUAACAAGAGAACACAGCUCAAUUUGAACACAAGGACAGGGAGUGAAGUUCUCAAGCUGGGGCGAAAAGAUCCCAAUCCUAAUGUGGAGGAACCAGUUGUUAAAGAUGUAAGGCAUAAGGAGGAGGAUGAAGAAGAACACAAGUCCGAAGAGAAUGAAAAUGAAGGAAAAGAAGGCGGUGAAGAUGAAGAAAUACAUGAAAAUGAUCAAGAUAGGACCGAAGAGAUGACUGAGCAUCAUGGUGAUUCUGUAGAUACACAGAAUGAGAAUGAAGAGAGCAAAAACAAUGUUGGUGAUGAGAAUGAGAGUGUAGAGGGAAAAGAGAAGGAAAAUAAAGAGAGUGAAAAUGAAAUCAAUGAAAUAGACGGGGAGAAAAAUGAACAGCAAAGUGAGAAUGAAGAAAGUGAGGACAACAAGACUGAGGAGACUAAAGAGCAAGAAAAUGUAGAAGGUCAGAGGGAGGAUAAUAAAGAAGAUAGGGAAGAGAACAAGGACACAGAAGAGAAUGGAAAGAAGAUUGAGGAGACAGUUUCAAGUGAUGAUCAGGUUCAAGAUGGAGGUGAUGGAAAUAAUGAGGCCAGAGAAGAAAAUUACAAGGGAGAUGAUGCUUCUAGUGCUGUAGCUCAUGAGACUCAGAAUACAACUGAAACCGAGCAACGUGGUCCAGAAGACUCUGAAGAGGUAAAGCAAUUUGAAAACAAAGAGACACAGGACAUUGUUGAGAAGGAGAACGAUACAAAGAGUGGUGUUGAUGUCAACCAAAACGACUCAGCUUCGGUCUCAGAAAUUGAGAAGACAGAAAGCAAUGAUGCUAACUCUAAAACCACCGAAGAUAGUGGCAACGAGAGUGAUCAUGCAGAUACUGGACAUGGUACCUUUCAUGAUUCAACAGUAGUUUCAUAUGAGCACCAGAAAAUGGAUACUAACACUGAAGAAAAUCAUGGCUCCUCACAGCAGAAUGGGACAGAUACAACUCAAAAUCCAGAUGAGAAUGCAGAGAAUAUUAAUACCACAGGGGAUGAGUCUACUCAGCAAAAUGCUGUACCAGAGCAAACUGAAAAGUCAGAACCAGCUAGCAAUGAGAAACAAGAUUCUGGGGAGACUUCAGCAGCAGAGAAUGAAAAUGCUGCUAAAGGAGAGUUCACAGAUACCUCUGGAACUUCUCAACAAUCAGCAACGAGUGAAAAUAUUGAAGUUGUUCAGAAGCUAGAAGCCAACAGCAAUUCUGGAUCUGAGGGAACUCAAGAAAAUGUGCUAAUGAUGAAGACCGACGAUAAUGAUGGAUCCUCGAAUAAAGAAAACAAUACUGAUGCAAGCCAGAACGAUGUCCAGCAGAACACAAAUGAUAAUUCUGAUAAUAAUGCUGGUGCAGGCCAGAAUGAGAACAAGAACAACAUACAGCAGAAGACAGAUGAUAAUUCAGGUCACAAUGCUGAUGAGGGCCAGAAUGAGAACAAAAACGAUGCUCAGCAGAAUGCAAAUGAUAACUCAAAUGCAGAAAAAAAUUCUGAUUCCAAUCAGAAUGCAAAUGAGAAUGGUGACCAAAGCAAUGCAAAUGGAAAAGAAGGUGCAGGUCAAGGAGAACAAACCGAUGCCCAGAAGGAGAAUGAAGCGACACCAAAUACAGAUAAUAAUGCUGAUUCUAGCCAAAAAGCAAAGGAGAAGGGAGACCAGAGCAACACAAAUGGCAACGAAGGUGCGGGCCAAGGAGAGCAGACUAAUGCCCAGAAGGAGAAUGAAGCUACACCAAACACAGAAAACAAUGCUGAUUCCAGCCAAAAUGCAAAUGGAAAUGGUGACCAGAGCAACUCAAAUGGGAAUGAAGGUGCUGGCCAAGGAGAGCAGAUGGACGCCCAGAAGGAGAAUGAAGCAACGGCAAACACAAACAACAAUGCUGAUUCCAGCCAAAAUGCAAAUGUGAAUGGAGACCACAGCAACACAAAUGGCAAUGAAGGUGCUGGCCAAGGAGAACAGACUGAUGGCCAGAAGGAGAGUGAAGCAACACCAAACACAGACAAUAAUGCUGAUUCCAGUCAAAAUGUGAAUGGCGACGAAGGCCAGAGCAACACAAAUGGCAAAGAAGGUGCGGGCCAAGGAGAGCAAACUGAUGCAAAAAAGGAUAAUGAAGCAUCUCCAAACACAGGCAACAAUUCUGAUUCCAGCCAAAAUGCAAAUGAGAAUGGAGACCAGAGCAAUGGAAAUAACAAUGGAGGUGCAGGCACAGGAGAACAAGCUGAAGUCCAGAAGGAGAAUGAAGUAGCCUCAAAUGAUAACAGCAAUACAGGCCAAGAUGAGCAGCAAGUCAAUUCUUCGGAUUCUACUGUAUCUCAAGAUGAGAAAGAUGCGCGAACUGACUUGGGAACUCUACCAGAUAGCAAUGACAAUGAAAAUACAGCUGCUGAGUAACUUCUUGUAAAAGCUGUUUGAAUCAUAUCCCCAAUACGGCCCUUAUCAUUUUGUGAUCAUUUUAUUUAUUUAAUACCUCGAGUGAUCAGGUAAUUACAUGACGUUUCUCUAAUUGUUGUGUCCUUAAUGACAUAAUGGUGUUGAAAUCAGAUGUAUAAUUUUUAACGUUGCAGAGAUAAUUUGUAAGGUUGUAAGAUCUUAGUUUUGAUAAUAUCUCAAUUGGGUUUCCAGCUGUUGAAAGUUUUGGUUAGACAAAA